AUGCCGAAGCCUGCGCGCGCUGAGAUCAGCGCGCCCAGGCUUCGCGGACCUCUCCGCGAGCAGCGGCAGCGCUGCCGCUGCUUGCGGAGAGCUGCCGGCAUGCCGAAGCCUGCGCGCGCUGAGAUCAGUGCGCCCAGGCUUCGCGGACCUCUCCGCGAGCAGCGGCAGCGCUGCCGCUGCGUGCGGAGAGUUGCCGGCAUGCCGAAGCCUGCGCGCGCUGAGCUCAGCGCGCCCAGGCUUCGCGGACCUCUCCGCGAGCAGCGGCAGCGCUGCCGCUGCUUGCGGAGAGUUGCCGGCAUGCCGAAGCCUGCGCGCGCUGAGAUCAGCGCGCCCAGGCUUCGCGGACCUCUCCGCGAGCAGCGGCAGCGCUGCCGCUGCUUGCGGAGAGUUGCCGGCAUGCCGAGCCUGCGCGCGCUGAGAUCAGCGCGCCCAGGCUUCGCGGACCUCUCCGCGAGCAGCGGCAGCGCUGCCGCUGCUUGCGGAGAGUUGCCGGCAUGCCGGAGCCUGCGCGCGCUGAGAUCAGCGCGCCCAGGCUCCGCGGACCUCUCCGCGAGCAGCGGCAGCGCUGCCGCUGCUUGCGGAGAGUUGCCGGCAUGCCGAGCCUGCGCGCGCUGA
Molecule: messenger RNA, 615 nt
Organism: Podarcis lilfordi (Lilford's wall lizard)
Lineage: Eukaryota; Metazoa; Chordata; Lepidosauria; Squamata; Lacertidae
Source: the annotation of a GenBank genome assembly